GCGCCCCCCGGCCCCCGCCCUGCCGCCGCCGCCGCCCCGCGCUGCCGGGGGAGCGCCCUGCGCCGCCGCCCCAGAGCCGCUCUGGUAAGCGGGGGCGGCCCGGGACGGGCGGCACGAAGCAGAGCGGCGGAUUCGCGCCGCGCCCUGCGCAAGGCCGGCGGGAGGCCGGGGCCGCAGCGCCGCCCGCCGCCGGCACGGUACGGCACGUGUCGGGUGGAGCGCGGCGGCGGGGCCGGGGCGCGGCGCGGCGGCGGGCGGCUCUUCUUCUCCGGCGGUGCGAGUUGCGUGUUGAGCAGAGUGCUCCCUUGAGCUGCCUGUGGGGUCUUCUGCGUCCCUCAGCCACGCUGGUGCAGACAGGGCACAGAUCUGCAGUUUGAAGGUUAUGCCACUCUCCAGGUUUGCUGGGUGCCUGCCGGUGAAAGAGAAGGGUUGAUAUUUUGCCCAGGCCCUUAGGUCCUGAACCAAAAUGGCAGCUGGAGAGUCCCCUCCCGUAGGAGAUGUCUUCAUCGACCUGCAGCAGGGCAGAGAUCGUGCAGAGAAAGCCUCUCCUGGUGCCGAGGACGAUGAGGACUUGGAUAAGACUCUGUCAAUCGAGAGAUUUGGGGACCUGAUAAGCAAGUCAGCAUCAAGCAAUCUGGAGAAGCAAAGACGCAGCUACAGUGAGAGAGAUUUUGAAUUCCACCGCCAAACCUCGCACCACAUCCAUCAUCCCCUUUCCACUCACCUCCCUUCUGCCCUCAAGUUCCAAAAGAGGCCCCCCCGCACCAGCAGGAGGAAAAAAAGGAGGAGAAAAAAGAAGAAAACCUCAGUACCCCCCUCAGAAGUCACCCCCACCAUCCAGGAAGAGGACGAGGAGGGGGGAGAAGAGGAGGAAGAAGAGGAAGAAGAAGAAGAGGAAGAAGGAGAAUCUGAGGCAGAAGAGGCCCAGGAGAAAGAGAUCUCUGCAGAGUCUGAGGGUGAAGCUCGUGGGAAGGACACGUCCCCUAAGCUGGAGCCCUCAAGCAAACCAAAGUUCACCAUUGGCAGCGAUGAGGAGGAGUCUGUCAGCACUGUGGCCCCUGCGCAGUUUCACGUAGAGGAGGAGUGUGGCAUCCUGUCCCCUGUGCCGUGCUUCACCGAUCUGCUGCAGGACAAGGGUCCUGCCUCCCUCCGCAGCCUCCCAGGACCUCGGGAACGCCUGUCUCGUGGGUGGGAGAAGCGCAAGCCCUGGGGCCAGGUGGCGAGCGGACAACGGAUUACCUAUGACUUGAAGGAGAGGAUGUGCAUUGGCAGCAUGACCACGCUGGAGAGCGCAGCAUACCAGCGCGUCCCCACGGACGAGGCUGAGGCCCAGAUGCUGGCAUCUGCUGACUUGGAUGGCAUGAAAAGCCACCGUUUUGAAGAUAACCCUGGUGUGAGAAGGCAUCUGAUGAAAAAACCAUCUCGGAGUCAGAUCACCAGGACAAGCAAAAAAUUAGCAUCAACUCCAUCUGUCAAAAAGAAGAAGAAGAAGAAGAAGUUGGAUAGAAAGCCCCAUGAGGUGUUUGUGGAGCUGAAUGAGCUGGUGGUGGAUAAGAACCAGGAGAUGCACUGGAGGGAGACAGCCCGCUGGAUCAAGUUUGAGGAGGAUGUGGAGGAGGACACAGCAAGAUGGGGGAAACCCCACGUGGCUUCACUGUCCUUCCGCAGCCUGUUGGAGCUCAGGAAGACUAUUGCCCACGGUGCCGUCCUCCUUGACCUGGAGCAGACCACUCUGCCCGGCAUUGCUCACCUUAUGGUGGAGACUAUGAUCAUCUCUGACCAGAUCAGAGCAGAAGACCGAGCCAACGUGCUGCGUGCCCUGCUGCUGAAGCACAGCCACCCCAAUGAUGAGAAAGAGGGCUUCUUCCCGAGGAACCACUCCAGCUCCAGCAUGAACUCCAUCGUGGGGAACCACCACCACAACCACACCACUGACACUUGUGUGCCCCUCAUGGGGGAAGAGCGCAUUGAGAUGGCUGACCCCAAGGCCAGUGAGACCGAGUGCAAGGAGAAAAACCCACAUCUCCAUAACUCUGAGGGCCACCGUAAAUACCUGAAGUUGAUGGAAAAGAUCCCUGAAGAUGCGGAGGCCACAGUGGUCCUCGUGGGUUGUGUGCAGUUCCUGGAGCAGCCAACUAUGGCCUUUGUCCGACUAAACGAGGCCGUCUUCCUGGAAUCUGUCUUGGAGGUCCCAAUUCCUGUCAGAUUCAUCUUUGUGCUGCUGGGACCGAGCCAGGCCAACAUGGACUACCAUGAAAUUGGCCGCUCAAUCUCCACUCUUAUGUCUGACAAGCACUUCCAUGAGGCUGCAUACAUGGCAGAUGACCGUCAAGACCUCCUCAACGCAAUCAAUGAGUUCUUGGACUGCAGCAUUGUCAUCCCCCCAUCCGAGGUGGAGGGGAAAGACUUGCUCAAAUCCAUUGCUACCUUCCAGAAGUUGCUGCUGAUGAAGAGGAAGGAAAGGGAGCAGAAGUCCAUGAAGGAGGGGGCUGUCCAGGAAGCCAAAGAGCUGUGUGAAGUGAAAGCUGAGGAAGAAGAGGAGGAAGCUGAGGACGACCCUUUGAAGCGGACCGGGAUAUUUUUUGGAGGUCUGGUUCGGGACAUAAAGCGCAGGUACCCCAAAUACCUCAGUGACAUCAGAGACGCCUUGCACAGCCAGUGUCUCGCAGCCGUUCUCUUCAUCUACUUUGCUGCUCUCUCUCCUGCCAUCACCUUCGGGGGACUCCUAGGAGAGAAAACUGAGGGUCUCAUGGGGGUCUCCGAGCUGAUAAUCUCCACCUCAGUUUUAGGGAUACUCUUCUCCCUGCUUGGAGCUCAGCCGCUCCUGGUCAUUGGCUUCUCAGGGCCUCUGCUGGUGUUUGAAGAAGCUUUUUACAAGUUCUGCCAGACACAAGGCAUUGAGUAUCUGACAGGCAGAGUGUGGAUUGGUUUGUGGCUCAUCGUCUUCAUCUUCAUUAUUGUGGCAGCUGAGGGAAGCUUCUUGGUGCGCUACAUCUCGCCCUUCACCCAGGAGAUCUUUGCUUUCCUCAUCUCCCUCAUCUUUAUCUACGAGACCUUCUACAAACUGUACAAGGUGUUUGCAGAACAUCCUCUGCUGAAGUUCUACCCACCAAACGUGCAGAGCGGCCUGAAUGCCAGCAUGCUCUCUGCGGAUGCGAUGUCACUGGGAAUCAGGAUGCAGCCCAACACUGCCCUCCUCUCCCUCAUCCUCAUGCUAGGCACCUUCUUCAUUGCCUUCUUUAUGCGCAAGUUCAAGAACAGCCGUUUCUUAGGAGGAAAGGCUCGGCGGAUCAUCGGAGACUUCGGAAUCCCCAUCUCCAUCCUGGUCAUGGUGCUGGUGGAUUACACCAUCACUGACACAUACACGCAGAAGUUGAAUGUCCCCUCUGGCCUGUCAGUCACAUCUCCUCACAAGCGUGGCUGGUUCAUUCACCCCAUGGGCAGCAGCGGGACCUUUCCGAUGUGGAUGAUGUUUGCCUCUGCCAUCCCUGCCCUCCUGGUCUUCAUUCUUAUCUUCAUGGAGACACAGAUCACUACGUUGAUUGUUAGCAAGAAGGAGAGGAAGCUGCUUAAAGGCUCUGGCUUCCACCUAGACCUGCUGCUUAUUGGCACUAUGGGGGGGCUUUGCGCACUCUUCGGGCUGCCCUGGCUGACUGCAGCAACAGUGCGCUCCGUCACCCAUGUCAAUGCCCUGACGGUCAUGAGCAAGGCCAUUGCACCAGGAGAGAAGCCCAAGAUCGAGGAGGUGAAGGAGCAGCGUGUGACUGGAGUGCUUAUUGCUGCUCUUGUUGGUCUGUCCAUUGUGAUGGGGAACAUGCUGCGGCAGAUCCCACUGGCUGUGCUCUUCGGCAUCUUCCUGUAUAUGGGGGUUACAUCGCUCACUGGCAUCCAGCUCUAUGAGCGGCUGCUCCUGAUCUUCAUGCCAUCGAAGCACCACCCUGACCACACCUAUGUUGUCAAGGUGAAGACCUGGAGAAUGAAUCUCUUCACCUGCAUUCAACUGGCCUGCAUUGUGCUGCUCUGGGUGGUGAAAUCUACAGUGGCAUCCCUGGCCUUCCCCUUUGUCCUGAUCAUGACAGUGCCAUUGCGACGCUUCGUGCUGCCCCGCUUCUUCCACGACAGGGAGCUCAAAGCUCUGGACUCAGAAGAUGCGGAGCCAAACUUCGACGAGGACGGCCGGGAUGAGUACAACGAGCUGCACAUGCCUGUGUGAGCUGGGGGCUGCCCUCCCCGCUCAUGGGACAGGCUGCUCACGCCUGCUCAUCCCUCCCAAGGACUAACUGGGGACUUGCCGUGAGUCAUGCAAUCUCUUGCCUGGACCAACGAAUGGCUGUUCCAUAGCCCUGCAGGAGGCAGCCCCGGCUCCUGCUGCCCCAUUGCUCGCUCAGCAGAGGCUAUGAGUCUCUCUCCUCUUGGACCUGGUGGGCUGAGAGAUGCCUCUCACAUCACAGAACUGUGUGGGUCCCGAAUGCCCAUGGGUCGGGGGUCUGCCCCCUCCCUGCUGGAGGCAGCCUGUGCCUGGUCUCCCGGUGAUGAAGGUGAUGAGCCAUGCCAGCUGGUGCCACCGUGUCUCCCUGCACUACCAUGAAGCUUGGGUGUCUCAGCACCAUGUGCCACCGAGCAGUCACAGAGAUGGGCUGGAUGCUGCCUGCGGAUGGCCAGUGGGCUUCUCCCAGGCCAGCAGCCUCCUUGCUCAGCUGGCAGAUGCCUUGCUCCUGCUCCCUCUCCUCCUUGCAGGAGGGCUCAUGCUGGGCCUGUGCCACAGACCCUGGCCCAUGAGGCUGCUGCAGCCUGGCAGAUGGGCAAGAAGGGACCAGUACCCUGGCCCUGUCCUCCAGACCAUCAUCUGUCCAGUCACCAUCUCACGGGACUGUUUUCAGCUCUUGCUUGGCAUGGUGGAAGCUGUUUGGUUCCUCCCGAUUUUCCCAACCUUCUUUCCACAAGAAAACUGCACAUGAAGGGGAGGCUGGUGAUAAGCAGGUAUCCUGAAGCCUCGAGUGCCUGUCCUCUUGCAGGGAUUAAGAGGAGUCCUGUGCCAUUCUGCACCUCCACAAAGGUUGCAGGGGUAAAAAUUCAUCACUGGGCUGCAUCCCAGUUCUUGAUUCUCACGUUCCUGUCCCUGAGAACAAACCGUAUUUAAGAAGCUGUACAAGAGAUGUAGUGCUGCAGAGCAAAACAGUCCUUUGGGUGCCCUCCCUUUCCCUGUGCAGUGAUCCACUGGGUCUGGCUCCCUGCAGCCCUAUGAGAAAGUCACUGAAACCUCCAGCCCUCAUUCUGCUGCCAUACCGGGGUGACCUUUUGUGUCCAGGGGUGCCUUCCAGGUGGGAAGGAGCAGCAUUCAGCAUGUCUGGCACUCAGCCCCCUUCACCUCUGGGCAGUUCCGAACACCUUUCCACCUGGCAGAGCUGUCCCCUGGGGUCUCCCCUCAUUCAGAGCUGCCCCAGGAACUGCUGAUGGUUCCAUUGCUGCCCCCAUUGGCUCUGAGGGUAGUGCCAGAGGAAAAGGGUACCCCAGCCUCUCCCUGAUGGUUGGAGCCAGAGUGGCCUUCUGGAGGAGGCUGGGAUGCUCACUUCACCAUUGCAUUUGGGACAAGCUGCUGCUCCAGUUCCUAUUUAUCAGCCUGGCUCCUGCCAGAGAUGGUGGGUGCUUCAUCACUGGGAGGGUCCAAUGCCUUCUGCGGGAGGCUGCAGAAAUAUCCCACCAGAGAGAGAAACCUUCACCCGCAGCAGGUUCCUGCCCCACAGCCUGGCCCCUCCACAGGGCCUGGGGCAGAGAGACAAGUGUCUCUGUGUGUCUGUGGCCGUGUGUGUCCUGUCCUCCCCGUGUAGUGUAGGAGGCCUGUUGUCGCUGUGCAUUGUGACUCCUCUGACUGUAGUGGAAACAGCUACACCAAUAAACUCUUCACAGGAACCA
This is a messenger RNA of Strigops habroptila (Kakapo), 5913 nucleotides long. RefSeq names its product solute carrier family 4 member 3 (gene SLC4A3). Lineage: Eukaryota; Metazoa; Chordata; Aves; Psittaciformes; Psittacidae. Gene Ontology annotation, molecular function: monoatomic anion transmembrane transporter activity; solute:inorganic anion antiporter activity. The record is from RefSeq and is a predicted model, not a curated record. The transcript is spliced from 24 exons. Gene Ontology annotation, cellular component: plasma membrane. Gene Ontology annotation, biological process: monoatomic anion transport; bicarbonate transport; regulation of intracellular pH. The coding region runs from base 467 to 4213 and encodes 1248 amino acids.